AGAGUAGUUAGCUCGCUAGGUUUUGAGACACAGAAAAUAUCUCCCUGAAGUCAUAUCCUCCACUAUAUAAACAUAAAAACACACAUUAGGUUUUUCCAGUUGAGUCUUCACACAACGGUUCCGCUUUCAGCGAAUAUCUAACAUCUACCCGCUCGUUUUUAUCACGUUUCAUAUGUGGAACACAGAGCUUGUAAUGACUAGCUGUGCUGCGUGUAACGUUAGUGAUGUUGAAAGCUAACCUUCUCUCUUCUGUCGGCUCAGGGUGGGAAAAGGUUGAAUAAACCGCCGCUUAUUUUAGUUUUGUACAGUAUAACGUGUAUUGCUGUGUAUGUAUUACGUCGUCUUAAAUUUUAUCACUGGGAGAGUUUGAUUCUCAAUGGAUUUCAUGUGGAUUGCUAACUGAACCCUUAGCCACCCAGUUACAGUACUUAUCUGUCUGUAAAGUUAACGUUACUUUUAAACUCUAAAGUCAACAUACACCAAAACCACAGUGUAUUUUUCCACACACACACAAUCAUGACUGCCAUGAGAGUGGAUGCUAAAGUGGUCAUGCUUGGCAAAGAGAGCGUGGGCAAAACCAGUCUGGUGGAGAGAUGUGUUCAUCGCCGCUUUCUUGUGGGCCCGUAUCAAAAUACUAUAGGAGCUGCGUUCGUUGCCAAAGCCCUUAAUAUCGGUGAUAAGGUGGUUACGCUGGGAAUAUGGGACACUGCUGGAUCUGAGCGUUACGAGGCCAUGAGCAGAAUCUACUACAGAGGAGCCCGUGCUGCUAUCGUCUGCUAUGAUAUGACUGACAGCAGCAGUUUUGAAAGGGCCAGGUUUUGGGUGAAGGAGAUACAGAGCUGUGAAGAGAACUGCAAGAUAUAUUUGUGUGGCACUAAGGCUGACCUCAUCGAGGCUGACCGAAGUACACGACAAGUGGACUAUCAUGAUGUACAAGAUUUUGCAGAUGACAUCGGUGCACAAAAUUUUGAGACCUCUAGCAAAACAGGAAAACAUGUUGAUGAGGUGUUUCAGAAGGUUGCUGAGGACUUCAGUAGUUGCGCAUUGGAGUUCAUGCAAGAGGAGAAAGGAGUGGACCUUGGACAAAAGAAGGACUCUUAUUUUGCCAACUGCUGCCAUAACUGACCUACCGCAGGAAAAAACUGCUGUAUCAUAAUGUCUAUUUUGGAAUGACUGGAGAAUUUUAUAUCACCUGAACUAUCAACCGGAUCAUCCUGCCUGAUUGUGUCUCUCAUUUUUUUUCUGUGCAUUAUGUCCGAAUCAGGCUUUAUGAAGCCUAUUCAUAUAUAUAUAACAUGCUUUUUCUAUUUUUGUGUUCAAGCGAUGAAUGCGCUUUCUUUUCGAGAACACUUGUUUUUGAACCUGAGAAUGUUGACUGAAGCAAGUAUCCACAAUGCAUGGCAAUACAUUUUACCAAAAACAGAAGAUGACGGCACUUUGCAAGCUUUAGGGAAAUAUGCCUUAGUCAUUGCCAAUGUAAAGGAGUCUGCUUUACAAACAAUGCCUUGAGGAAUUUGUCACCUUUUAUAAAUUAUUGCAUUUUACAUGUCUUCUGGGGAUCAUAAUGUUUACAGAAGUUGGUCGCUCAAACUAAUGUAUGAACAGUUUUGUUUUAUUUGUCCACACUAAGCUAGAGUCUUUCAGGUUAUACAGAUCUGAAAUCAAUUGAACAGUUUUCUCAUAAAUAUAUAUAUAUAUGGUCUAGAGCUGAAAUGUGCACACAACCAAGAGGAAAACCAAAUUAAAGAUGCUUGUAUUAGUGACUGGAAUGAUCAUGUGUCACAUGUAGCCAUGUUACGACAUUUUAAAGGUGUCUUAAUGUGGAACAUUCAAAUAUUACUGCAUUUUGUGUAUUGUCUGUGCAUAAACGCUGCCUGUCAGGAGCACCUUUCACCAGAUACUGUUGUCAUAGAGCCUGAAGUUUUCUGUGUAGUGUUAUGCAAUGUUUGACGUUCUUGACAUCAAAGAUCUUUGUCUUGCUCCGUGCAAAAAGCUAACUGAUUUACAGCAUUUGACGAAUGUGAUGAUAUUGUUUACACCUUUAUUUUAUUUCAUUAUUUAAUUUGACUUGAUAUUGUACAACGGGACACUAAGUUGUCAGACGUGAACAUAUUUGUACAUACAGCCUUAGUUUGUUCGGUUUAUAUUGUGCCUGUAUUACAUCUAAGAGGCCUGUAGCUAAAUAUAUUGUUGUUCUGGUGAAAAUCUGUA
This is a messenger RNA of Triplophysa dalaica, 2211 nucleotides long. It is a transcript of the gene rab24, whose product is annotated as RAB24, member RAS oncogene family. The record is from RefSeq and is a predicted model, not a curated record. Gene Ontology annotation, molecular function: GTP binding; GTPase activity. The transcript is spliced from 9 exons. Lineage: Eukaryota; Metazoa; Chordata; Actinopteri; Cypriniformes; Nemacheilidae. Bases 517 to 1125 code for a protein of 202 amino acids.